Cricetulus griseus (Chinese hamster) is the source of this 2296-nucleotide messenger RNA. The record is from RefSeq and is a predicted model, not a curated record. NCBI's taxonomy places the organism in Eukaryota, Metazoa, Chordata, Mammalia, Rodentia, Cricetidae.
UCUUUCCAAUUUCUUGAAAUUAUGAAUAGAGCAGCAAUGAACAUGAUUGAGCAAGAAUCUCUGUAGUAAAAUAUAAGAGUCCUUUGGAUAUAUGCCCAAGAAUGGCAUAGCUGGAUCUUUAGGUAGAUCUAUUCCCAGCUUCCUGGGGAAACAUCAUACUAAUUUCCAUAGUGGCUGUUCCAAUUUGUAUUCCUACAGCAAUGAUUAAGUGUUCUCCUCUGCUGGCAUCCUUGGCAGCAUAUGACCUCAUUUGUUUUAUUGAUGUUGUGCGUUCUGACUGGAAUAAGAUGAAAUCUCAAAGUAGUUUUAAUUUGCAUUUCCCUAAUCGCUAAGGAUGUUGAACAUUUUUAAGUGUUUAUCAGUCAUUUGUGUUUCAUAUUUGGAAAACACUCUGCUUAGUGUAAAGAUAGGAAAAGCAACAAUUGCUUGUAAUUUGAGGAAAUACUAAGUAAUCUUUUCCUCUGUAGUUGCAGGUUUUGUAGGACUAGAUCCCAGAGUUGCUGCAUGGCUAAUAGAUCCUAGUGACACUGCACCUUCAUUUGAAGAUUUAGUAGCAAAACACCUAGAAAAGUCCAUCAUAGUCAAACCAAGCAGCACAUUUGGUGAUACUUCAGGAAAUAUUGUGAAUCAGAAUGUGUGUUUGAACCUGAGGAUACUCUACGACCUCACGAUGGAUCUCUGUUCCAAGUUGAAGGCUUAUGGCUUAUGGCAACUAUUUUGUACUUUGGAGCUUCCUUUGAUACCAAUUUUGGCAGUGAUGGAAAACCAUAAGAUUCCAGUUGACAAAGAAGAAAUAGAGAGGACUUCGGCACUCCUUGGGGCUCGCCUCAAAGAACUGGAGCAAGAAGCCCAUUUUGUUGCAGGAGAACAGUUUCUUAUAAUGAGUAAUAAUCAGCUUCGUGAAAUCCUCUUUGGAAAACUGAAGCUGCACUUGCUGAGUCAGAGGAAGCAUUUUCCCAGAACUGGGCUGCAGAAACAGUUGUCCACAUCAGAGGCCAUGUUAAAUUCUCUACAAGACCUUCACCCAUUACCCAAGAUAAUUUUGGAAUAUAGACAGGUUCACAAGAUCAAGUCAACUUUUGUAGACGGAUUACUAGCUUAUAUGAAAAAGGGCUCCAUCUCUUCUACGUGGAAUCAGACUGGAACUGUGUCAGGAAGACUUUCAGCCAAGCAUCCUAAUAUCCAAGGUAUUUCCAAGCACCCAAUUCAGAUUUCUAAACCUCGGAAUUUUAAAGGUAAAGAAGAGGAGACGGUCACAAUCUCCCCAAGAACUCUGUUUGUUUCCUCUGAAGGCCACACCUUCCUGGCAGCAGACUUUUCACAGAUUGAAUUGCGCAUUCUUGCACAUUUAUCUGGAGAUCCAGAGCUUUUGAAGUUAUUCCAGGAAUCUGAAAAUGAUGAUGUCUUUUCUACCCUGACUUCACAGUGGAAGGACAUUCCCAUGGAGCAUGUGACACACAUGGACAGAGAACAGACCAAGAAAGUGGUAUACUCUGUGAUCUAUGGAGCAGGGAAAGAGCGGCUUGCUGCUUGCCUUGGAGUCACUGUUCUGGAAGCCACCCACUUUUUGGAGAGAUUUUUGCAGAAGUACAAGAAAAUCAAGGACUUUUCCCAGACAGUUAUUGCCCAGUGUCACCAUGCAGGCUAUGUGACAUCCAUCUUGGGUAGAAGGAGGCCUCUGCCAAGGAUCUGUGCACAGGACCAGAAGCUUCGGGCACAAGCAGAGCGACAGGCAGUAAACUUUGUGGUACAAGGUUCAGCUGCAGACCUCUGUAAGCUAGCCAUGAUCCGCAUCUUUGCUGCAGUGGCCACAUCCCCAACCCUGACAGCCAGGUUAGUUGCCCAAAUUCAUGAUGAGCUGCUGUUUGAAGUGGAAGACUCUCAGAUCCCUGAGUUUGCAGAUCUAGUCAGAAGAAUCAUGGAGUCCUUGCAACAGGUGCAGAGCCUGGACCUGCAGCUGCAGGUGAGGAGACACACAUCUGCCCAGCAUCACUGCCAUAUCCCUCACAGCUGGAGUCAAACCAGGGUGGGCAGGAGGGUCCCACUCUUCAGAGGUCAGGGAGGGCAAAGAAUAAAGCAAGUCCCAGCCUUGUGCACCAGGACCGACAUGCUCCAAGCCUCUACUUGUCCCUCCCCUACUGGAUGACUUGUUCGUUCUAGGUGCCCCUAAAGGUGAAUUUGAGUGUAGGCCGCUCAUGGGGACACCUGGCCCCACUGUAGGAGACCCCGGACUCAUCCUGAGCCACAGCAAAUCUCCCUGCAACAGCCAGCUACCAGGGAGGUCCCUCUUCACUAC